This is a messenger RNA of Lates calcarifer (barramundi perch), 1112 nucleotides long. It is a transcript of the gene mrpl1, whose product is annotated as mitochondrial ribosomal protein L1. The transcript is spliced from 9 exons. Bases 99 to 1058 code for a protein of 319 amino acids. The record is from RefSeq and is a predicted model, not a curated record. Lineage: Eukaryota; Metazoa; Chordata; Actinopteri; Centropomidae.
AGAUUAUCAAUUUUUGAACGAAGGUUUGGUUCCACCUCUCGGGCGGAACUGUUCAGGACGUAUCGCUGUUUUCACCCGGAUCCGAAGCAUUCCCAGUCAUGGCAACUUGCACGCGGACUGUCUGGAAAGUUGUAGCAGGAUGUCGGAGGCAGCUGCUGAGCGCCAGCGGUGCCACCUACAUGGGUGUCCCGCAAACUGCACAGAGGAAUCUCCCUGUCAGGACUGUCUGGACACCAAAGAAACACAAGAAGGAGGAAGCAGAGAAGCCGGUGAAGAAAGAAAAGGUUGUCAUCGAUGACUCAAACAGACAUAAGCCUUAUGGCAGGACGGCGUGGGUGCCUGUGGACGACGUGUAUAUUAAGAGGUUCUACCCCAGGACCAUCUACAGCCUAUCAGACGCCAUCGACCUGCUGAAGAACUUCCAGGAGCUGGACUUCACUCCCGCCAGUCAGCCUGUUUACAUCGAUCUGAAGCUGAACAUGAAACUGGAGAAAAAGAGAAAAGUCGACCCGUUCGUCAGCACCGUGCACUUACCUCACCCCUUCCAGACGGGGAUGAACAAAGUUCUGGUUUUCACCGAGGAUGCUAAUCAAGCUAAAGUUGCGCAGGAGAACGGAGCUGUGGUCGCAGGAGGAGAAGAACUGAUACAGCAGAUCUUGGAUGACGAGAUUUCAGCAGACUUCUACGUAGCAGUUCCAGAAAUUCUGCCGAAGCUUUUACCUCUGAAAAGCAAACUGAGGAAGAAGUUUCCAAAGAGCAAGAGAGGCACAGUCGGCAUCAACAUUCCCAAGAUGUUGUCGUUGUUUAAAACGGGUCACGAGUUCAUGGUGGAGGAUGAGUGCUACGUCAGGACCCAGAUAGCCCUGCUCGACAUGCCCAAAGAACACAUCGUCGCCAACAUGCAGACCGUCCUGGCUGACAUCUGCUCCCACCGACCGGCCGAUAUGGGACCUUUCAUCGAGCGAGCGAUCAUCGCCAGUCACACCAGUGAAGCUCUGUGGUUCAAGAGCGAAGACGUUUUACCGAAACCAGCAGAGAAGAAGCAGGAGGAGGAAUGAGGCGUGUUUCAGAUUGUAUAUAGUCACUGUACUGAAUAAAGUUAUUUGUUCCGA